UUCUCUUUCACUUUUUUCUUCUCUCACUAUUUGUAGAGUGCUUCGAGAGCACUGCUACACCACCAAACACUCCCUACCACGCCCCUCCGCGCUCUUCUGCGCGCACACGAAGCCUCCCGCUAUGGGCUCCGCCGCCGCUGUCACUGCUCGCCGUAGCUCAUGAUGCCAACUGCCGCCCAUCCCAACCCGCUUGCCUUGCACGCUCCUGCGCCCCCGACCGCCGAUAUGAAUGGCUCUACACACCACCAUCAGCAGUCUUCGCUCUCGGUGCCUGCUUCUGAGCAGUUGCGACCCAACACCGCCGUACCUGCCAAUCCCUCGACAACCAACGAUGCAGACGACCCUCCACCGCCUGUCCGCCCGGCCUCAUCUGGUCACCCACCCGCUCGCCCCAGCUUCGCGCGUGCAAAAAGCGACUUUGGCCCUCGUCAUGCCGUCAUGCCGCCCGAUGGUACCGACGAGGAGAGCAUUGAUGGACACUUCAAGAUUCGCCAUGGCUGGCACGAUCAACUGAACUCAGAGGAGUACAGUAAUCUGCUCACAUCCAACUUCUUCAUGUAUUACACAGACAAGAAGCAUGAGACGGGCGGACACCCCAAGAACGACGACGGCGCGUUUCCUGUCCAGGAAUGGCGCAUGCGAGACCGCCUUAAGACUGUCUCCGCUGUACUCGCCCUCUGCCUUAACAUCGGCGUAGACCCCCCAGACGUCAUCAAGACGAAUCCAUGUGCAAAGGAAGAGUGCUGGAUCGACCCCACCGUCACUUCACAGACACCAGGCCACACACCUAUGAAUCAGAUUGGCAAGGCCCUUCAGACGCAGUACGAGCAGCUUAGCAUGCGCACGCGCUACAAGUUGCUGCUCGACCCUACAACAGAAGAGACGAGAAAGUACACAUCGACGCUGAGGCGCAAUGCCCGCAACGAGCGCGUCUUGUUCCACUACAAUGGCCACGGUGUGCCCAAACCUACGUCAUCGGGUGAAAUCUGGGUGUUCAACAGAAACUACACUCAAUACAUACCCUUGUCACUCUACGACUUGCAAUCCUGGAUCGGCGCCCCCAGUCUCUUUGUCUACGAUUGUUCUGACGCUGGUCUCAUAAUCAGUAACUUCAACCGCUUUGCUGAAAAGCACCAGGCAGAAUUUGAGGAAGCCCGUCGUAGAGACCCUAGCGUCGAGCACGUCGACUUUGCCGAUUGUAUCCAUCUUGCAGCAUGUAGGGAAAAAGAGUCUCUUCCCACAAAUCCAGAACUUCCGGCCGACGUCUUCACUUCCUGUCUGACCGACCCUAUCACUAUGGCCGUGCGAUUUUUCAUAUUGCAGAAUCCCCUUCCAACCAAAGUCAGCCUUCGAGAUGCUCAUAACAUUCCAGGCAAGGUCUCCGAGCGUAGAACGCCUAUUGGUGAAUUGAACUGGAUAUUCACAGCCAUUACUGACACCAUUGCAUGGAACUCUCUUUCCAAACCCUUGUUCAAGAAGCUGUUCCGUCAGGAUUUGAUGGUCGCAGCUCUCUUCCGCAACUACCUUCUUGCACAGCGCGUCAUGCGUGCUUACCACUGUCACCCUGUGUCACAUCCUGAAAUCCCCCAAACACAUGACCACCCGCUGUGGCGCAGCUGGGACCUUGCUGUUGAGCUCAUCUUGGCCCAACUACCAGCGCUUCAAGCUGAAGCUCGCGGUGAACGCGAGUACAACUACAAACACUCUGAUUUUUUCUCGGAGCAGUUAACUGCUUUUGAGGUCUACUUGACCCAAGGUGCAGUCGAACAAAAAGUACCAGAACAGCUUCCCAUAGUGCUACAAGUACUGCUGAGUCAGGUCCACCGACUGCGUGCUCUCAUCUUGCUCUCAAGCUUCCUUGACCAUGGUCCUUGGGCUGUGAAUCUUGCGCUCAGCAUUGGCAUCUUCCCAUAUGUACUAAAACUACUGCAAUCACAAGCAAAUGAACUCAAACCAGUCAUGGUCUUCAUCUGGGCCCGGAUUCUUGCCGUGGAUCAGUCUUGCCAGGCUGAUCUUCUCAAAGAUAAUGGUUAUCAAUAUUUUAUCAGCAUAUUUAACCCCAAUUCUGGAAUCCCAAUACAAAAUGCUAGCGAACACCGUGCCAUGUGUGCCUUUAUUAUUUCCAUGUUCUGCAAGGAUUACAAUCAGGGACAACGCGCCUCGCUCAACACAGAGCUGGUCGAGAGUUGCUUGGACCAUCUCAAAGACAUGCAAAACCCAUUGCUGAGGCAGUGGUCAUGUCUCUGCUUGAGUAAGCUAUGGGUAAACUACGAGGAAGCAAAGUGGGUCGGCAUACGAUGCAUGGCACAUGAGCGUCUAUGCGAGCUUGUCGUGGACCCCGUUGCUGAAGUCCGGGCUGCAAUGCUGCAUGCAUUGGCAUCAUUUCUAGGUAUUCGCGACGUUACACCCCAAGUGGCUAACAUUGAAGAAUCCAUUGCCUCUAUGAUCUUGGUCAUGACGAUGGACGGUAACAGCAUGGUCCGAAAGGAAUUACUCAUCUUCUUUUCAACAUUCGUUGCUCGCUACAAGAGCCGCUUCAUUGUCGCUGCAUUCGAACAAUUCUCGGAGGAGAACACCGAUUCGAGUGCAAAGCAAUCGGAUGACAAAACCGGCGACUCAUUGUACAUGAAGAGCCGAACAGGGACCAUGGGUAUCUCUGAGUCGACAUCCUGCUCGCAGAACACCAUCUACUCGGCGAUAUGGAAAGAACUGUUGGUCAUGUCAGUUGACCCAUACCCAGAAAUUGCGCGCGAUGCUGGAAUUGUCGUUGAUUACAUUUUGAUGGCGUUGAUGGAUUCAUCCCUGGCCAAGUUUGUACAACCGCAAUUGGAUGAGACUCUCCAACACGUGCCAGCCCCUCGACCAAUGCGCCGUGUAGUAGACGAAGGUCCCGCCCCUCAGAAACAAUCGAAUCCCCCGACACCCACAAAGGACUCCACAUACUUAUCUCUUUUUGGCGGUAUCAGGAAAUCUACAAGCGUAGGUGCUUCGCUCAAGAGCCUGUGGGCCAGUCAUGAUUCCGCAGGCCCCAAGCAGGGUUCCUUAGGAAGGACUGGUACAGAGAGUUCGCAGAUGUCUACUGCAUCGCGCCCCCAAACACCGGAGAAGUACAACGCCGAUGAGCAGCCAACAUCUCGGGGUUUCAAGAACCGCAAUCUGGCAGAAAAGCCAGAAAUACCACUGAAGAGUGUAUUCUUUGAAUGGUCUGUGGAAUACUUCAGGGAGCCCCAGAUGAAGCCGACCGAAGCCGACGAGCCGGGCAGCACAGAUUACAAUGGCAGACUUUGGCGCAGGAACCGCAAUGAUAAGAUCAUUGCUGAAACCCAGCCGCUCAAGGAUAUUGCGAUUUCCAAUCGCUGGGAUGUGCCCCGCGGAUAUGUCGAUAACCUCAGCCAGCCUGCAAAGAUGUUCUUCCACCAAUUUGAAGACCAUCUUGUCGUUACCGAUACGCGAGAUACCGUCAACAUCUUUGAUUACUCGAAGUCCGUCAAUCGCAUCAACAGCUUCUCCAACGGGAACCCGCCUGAAUCAAGAAUAACUGAUGUACGAUUCAUCAACGAAGACGACCAGGCACUGUUGAUGACCGGAUCGUCUGAUGGUGUCAUCAAAAUAUUCCGCAACUACGAUCGAAAGGGAGAAACGGAACUUGUUACUGGAUUCCGAGCCCUGACGGAUCUCGUCUCCAGCAACAAGAAUGCUGGGCUAGUAUUUGACUGGCAGCAAGGUAGGGGCUUAAUCUUAGUCGCUGGUGACGUCAAGGUCAUUCGAGUGUGGAAUGCUGGGACUGAAGUGUGCACGAAUGACCUUCCAGCGCGAUCUGGUUCCUGCAUCACAUCAUUGACGUCCGACCAAGUAGAGGGCGACGUGUUUGUCGCUGGCUUCGGCGAUGGUGCCAUACGUGUGUACGACCAGCGCCAAAAGCCUGCUACCGCCAUGGUCAAAGUCUGGAAAGAACACAAGCAAUGGAUUACCAACGUGCAUCUACAGCGUGGAGGACAGCGUGAACUUGUAAGCGGCUGUCGUGGCGGUGAAAUCAAGCUAUGGGAUAUCCGCUGGGACCGCAGUGUGAAGACUAUCCAGGCAACUUCCGAUACUCUUAGAACUCUGAGUGUCCAUGAACAUGCCCCUGUAUUCGCUACUGGCACACAACGACACCGAGUCAAAAUCUUCAACAUCAACAACGGCCAGCCCGUAUCCCACCUCGAGCCUUACUCUGGCUUCCUUCGUGACCGCUCUUCUCCCAUCUCUGUUACCGCUUUCCACCCUCAUCGGCUGAUGAUUGCCGCAGCAGCAGCACACGACACUCAUGUCAACAUUUUCUCGUGUCACGAGCCUAAGAAUACCACGGUCAAAACAGUGAAGCUUUGGGACGGAGGUGCUACUGCAUCGAGUCGAUCAUCCAUACACGGUUGAUCAAGGUUCCCGCUAUCUUUUUGUUUGAUGUUGGAGGAGAGAGGAUGUUGUGACAGUCGCAGGAUUGCGCAGUGGGUUACGUCUUUCUGUAGCGCAUACAGCAGGGCUCAUGGAAGUCCCAUCUUGUUAUUAUACCCAGUCACAUUAAUAACUAAUACGGUAUGAAGUAAUGCACCCA
This is a messenger RNA of Bipolaris sorokiniana ND90Pr, 4591 nucleotides long. RefSeq lists its product as uncharacterized. Gene Ontology annotation, molecular function: protein binding; protein-macromolecule adaptor activity. The record is from RefSeq and is a predicted model, not a curated record. Lineage: Eukaryota; Fungi; Ascomycota; Dothideomycetes; Pleosporales; Pleosporaceae. Gene Ontology annotation, cellular component: cytoplasm; TORC1 complex. The coding region runs from base 160 to 4413 and encodes 1417 amino acids. Gene Ontology annotation, biological process: cellular response to amino acid stimulus; TOR signaling; positive regulation of cell growth. The transcript is spliced from 4 exons.